Messenger RNA from Mycosarcoma maydis (corn smut), 630 nucleotides. RefSeq lists its product as uncharacterized. The record is from RefSeq and is a predicted model, not a curated record. Gene Ontology annotation, cellular component: mitochondrion. Gene Ontology annotation, molecular function: zinc ion binding; protein-folding chaperone binding. Lineage: Eukaryota; Fungi; Basidiomycota; Ustilaginomycetes; Ustilaginales. The transcript has a single exon. The coding region runs from base 1 to 630 and encodes 209 amino acids. Gene Ontology annotation, biological process: protein stabilization; protein import into mitochondrial matrix; protein folding.
AUGUCUGCAAGAACGAUUGCCUCAGCUGUGGCACGCAACGUUGCUUCCACUAGUCGACAGACGCUUCCGCUCUUGACUAGGCAAGCCGCUUCUCGACGGGUACAUGCUCAGCUUGGAUCCGAAUCAAGAAUGCGAGCAUACAGCUCGAUGCUUCCUGGUAUGCUUCCUGUCAGCAAGUCAGUUCAGCGUCGAACUCUUCGCACAGCAUCCGUACUGCACAACGACGGAUCGCGUAUCGAGGCAUUCAUCCCCGAGACUUCAGCUCGCUCAACGACGGACGGCAGCUCCACCACGAACCACAAAGCAGCAGCCUCAAUCCCAGUCACCGGUCAACGUACACCAAUCGCACAAAUCGAACAACGCCUCGCCAUCACCUUCACAUGCACCGUAGACGCAUGUGGACACCGAAGCUCGCACGAAUUUUCCAAAAGGUCCUACACCAAAGGCAUCGUUAUCGUCCAAUGUCCCGGCUGCAAGAACCGCCAUUUGAUCGCAGAUAACCUCUCCUGGUUCACAGAGACGGAACAAGAUCCCAGGACAAUCGAACAGAUGAUCGAGGCCAAGGGAGGCACCGUCAGGAGAGGCACCGUCGACGGAGAGACAGGUGAAACCAUCGAAAUUCUUUCCUGA